CUGCUGCGGAAUCUUAUGCCUUCAUUUAUCCGUCACGGUCCAACAAUUCCAAGACGAACUGAUAUCUGUCUUCCAGAUUCAAGCUCAAAUGCCUUUGCAGCUUCUGGAGAUGGAAUAGUUUCAAGAAACCAUAGUUUCCUUAGAACUCCAAUUCAGAGAACACCUCAUGAAAUAAUGAGAAGAGAAAGCAACAGAUUAUCUGCACCAUCUUACCUUGCCAGGAGUCUAGCAGAUGUCCCUAGGGAAUAUGGCUCUUCUCAGUCAUUUUUAACAGAAUUUAAUUUUGCUGUUGAAAAUGCAGACUCUGGUUCCCGAUAUUAUUAUUCAGAUAAUUAUUUUGAUGGUCAGAGGAGGCGCCCACUUGGAGAUCGAACACACGAAGACCGUAGAUACUAUGCAUACAACCAUGAUCUCUUCCAAAGGGAGCCACUGAACCAGGGCAGGCGUGCUUCAGGUAUUGGGAGAGUUGCUGCUACAUCUUUAGGAAAUUUAACUAACCAUGGUUCUGAAGAUUUACCCCUUCCCCCUGGCUGGUCUGUGGACUGGACGAUGAGAGGGAGGAAAUAUUAUAUAGACCACAACACAAAUACAACUCAUUGGAGCCAUCCUCUGGAGCGAGAAGGACUUCCUCCAGGAUGGGAGCGAGUUGAGUCAUCAGAGUUUGGAACCUAUUAUGUAGAUCACACAAAUAAGAAGGCUCAGUAUAGGCAUCCCUGUGCUCCGAGUGUACCUCGGUAUGAUCAACCUCCUCCUGUCACAUACCAGCCACAGCAAACUGAAAGAAAUCAGUCCCUUUUGGUACCUGCAAAUCCUUAUCAUACUGCAGAAAUUCCUGACUGGCUUCAGGUUUAUGCUAGAGCCCCUGUGAAAUAUGACCACAUUCUGAAGUGGGAACUCUUCCAGCUGGCUGACCUGGAUACAUACCAGGGAAUGCUAAAGUUGCUUUUCAUGAAAGAACUGGAACAGAUUGUUAAAAUGUAUGAAGCCUACAGACAGGCUCUUCUCACCGAGUUGGAAAAUCGCAAGCAGAGACAGCAGUGGUAUGCCCAGCAACAUGGCAAGAAUUUUUAAGUUAAUUUUUUAAAACAAAUUUUAAGUUUUAUAAGGGCUUUAAAAUAUUUUCACAGAUAAAAAACUUCAAACAAGAACUUUGGUUAAUAAAGGCAGCUUACUUUUUGGAAAUUAUAAAGUUCUAAUUUUACAUGUAUUUUGUUAUUAAAAAUAUUCUUUUAUUGAGAAAAAAAUGAGUUUAUCAUUUUAAGAGCCAGCAUGGCAGACACUUCUAAAUGCUGUAUAUUUGGAAACUGCUUUGAAUAUUCUCAGUGGAGACAAAUGCAGUAAGAAAUGUCAUUUAACCAGAUAUUAAAUAGGAAAUGAUCA
Messenger RNA from Hippopotamus amphibius kiboko, 1380 nucleotides. Its product is annotated as protein salvador homolog 1-like. The record is from RefSeq and is a predicted model, not a curated record. Gene Ontology annotation, molecular function: protein binding; molecular adaptor activity. The coding region runs from base 16 to 1071 and encodes 351 amino acids. Lineage: Eukaryota; Metazoa; Chordata; Mammalia; Artiodactyla; Hippopotamidae. Gene Ontology annotation, biological process: hippo signaling; apoptotic process; regulation of cell population proliferation. The transcript has a single exon.